CAGGUUGUGCUCCCCCUGGAGCUGGUGCCCGGGCCACAGCCUUGGCUCCAUGAUUGGCACGAAGCCAGCCUCCCACCGGAGUUGGGAUAGAACCCAGGAGUCCUGACCACCACCCUCCCCCGGUGGGUGUAGAGGAAUCUAGAGCAGAGCUGCAGUGUGGAUUUACCGAUCCCCAUCCCAGUGCCAGCAGUGGACCGGAACGGGAGCUGGAUCCCUGAAGGGCUUCCCAACCCAGCACGGAGAUGUCAGCCCUGCUCCCCUGCAUCCUGGCCCUGAGCUGCCUCGCCCACAUAGGCUGGGGGGCGUAUUUCUUUCAGCAGCCCAUGGACCAGGUGAUCGUGGCAGGGCAGUCGGUGACGCUGGCCUGCGUGGUUGUGGGCUACCAGGGCAUGGUGCAGUGGACCAAGGAUGGCCUGGCACUGGGCGGAGAGCGAGACCUGCCUGGCUGGUCCCGGUACUCCAUUGUCGGGGAUCCGGCGGCCGGGCAGCACAACCUGAGGAUUGAGUCUGCUGAGCUUGGUGACGACGCCGUGUACGAGUGCCAGGCUACGCAGGCGGCGCUGCGCUCCCAGCGUGCCCAGCUCACGGUGCUCCUACCGCCCAAUGACCCCGUGGUCCAGAAUGGCCCCAUCGUCCGGGUCCAGGCCAGCGUGCCCUACAACCUGACCUGCCAGGUGUCUGGUGCCAAGCCUGCCCCUGAGAUCAGCUGGUACCGCAAUGGGCAGCUGCAAGACUCUGCCCUCUAUGCCAAGGCCCUGAUGGAGGAUGGGAAGCGGUCGACGGCUAUCAGCACCCUGCUCCUCACGCCCAGCACCCAGGACAUGGGCAGCGCCUACACCUGCCGCGUUGCCAACCCGGCCGCACCUGCUGGCAAGCAGACCUCCAUCACCCUUGACGUGCUGUACCCCCCCACCGUGAUCCUCUCUGUCCAGCCACAGACCGUCCCAGAGGGGGGCAAGGUCAGCUUCCUCUGCACCGCCACUGCCAACCCCGAGGUGACCGGCUACCGGUGGGCGAAGGGCGGCGUGGUCAUCGCCGAGGCCAAUGGGGACAGCUACGAGGCCAGGGUGGAUCACUCCUUCUUCACCCAGCCUGUGUCCUGCGAGGUGGCCAACGCCGUGGGCAGCACCAAUGUCAGCACCCUGGUGGAUGUGCACUUUGGGCCCCACCUGGUCUCCCAGCCCAAGCCCCUCACCGUGGAUGUCGGGGCCGACGCCUCUUUCACCUGCACCUGGGCUGGGAACCCGCCCCUCACCCUGGCCUGGACCAAGAAGGGAUCCGGCGUGGUGCUGAGCAAUGGCAACACCCUGCACCUAAAGACCGUGACGCAGGAGGAUGCUGGCACCUACGUGUGCAAGGCCAUCGUGCCACGCAUCGGUGUGGCUGACAAGGAGGUGACGCUGGCAGUCAACGGGCCCCCUAUUAUCACCACUGAGUCCAGCCAGCAGACGGCGCUGGGGGACAAGGCACGGUUGGAGUGUCUAGUGAGGAGCACGCCCCCCCCUGAUCGCAUUGUGUGGGCAUGGGGCGAGCGGGUGCUGGACAGCGGCUCAGAGGAGCGCUUCACAGUGGACACAGCGCUGACGGAGCGGGGGGUGCUCUCGGCCCUGCUCAUCCAGCCCACGCGCCUGGAGGACUUCGCCCUGCCCUACAACUGCACGGCAUGGAACCGUUUCGGGGCCCGCUCAGCAGCCGUCACACUGCGCCGGCAGGAGGUCCUGCCCAUCAUGAUAAUCGGGGCCUCGGCCGCGGCUGCCGUCACCCUGCUGCUGGUCUUGGUCGUUGGCGUGUCUGUCUGCUGCCUGCGCUGGUGCCAUGGGAAAGCAGCCAAACAAGGCACCAAGCUCUCCAAGACGGAUGUCCUGGUGCAGAUCACCACGAGCGACAGCAGCCCCAGCCGGCCCAGCGAUACAGAGGAAGAUGUCAAGGAGCCCAUGGCCACGAGCAGCGAGUCCCCAGCCACAUCGCACACGGAGCACAGCGAGAUCCUGGAGGAGGAAGAGGGCAGCCAGGACAUUAAGGACCCCACCAACGGUUACUACAAGGUCCGUGCUCAUGAGGAGCCCCACCUGUCUGGCAGUUUCUCAGAGUACGCCCCGGCCCCGCGCCCCCUCUACGCCGGGUCCCAUGCUGCCAUGUUCCCCACCUCAGGGCAGCCCUACAGCCACCGCUAUACACUGGGGGCACCCAGCUCCCGCACAGCCUACGAGCCCCACUACCCACAGGAUGGGGUGUAUGGGGGGGGCUACCUCACGGCCCCCUACACCCGGGCUUUCACCAGCUACGUCAAGCCCAGCGCCUACGAGAAGGCAGAGAAUGGCUACGAACACUCAGACCAGGCCAGCAAGGUGUCAGGUGGCUCCCGCUUCUCCUACACCUCCCUCUCGCAACAGUCGGACUACGGGCGGCCCACCCAGCAGCGCAUGCAGACACAUGUGUGACUCUUCCUCCCCAACACACAUCAAGCCACUGGGGGACAGACACCCAGGGUCGUCCCUGUUGUGGGAGAGGGUUGGUGUAGCUUCAGCUUAGCCAACUGUCUCAAAAUGGCCAACAGGCUAGCUGACUUGUGCUGCUGGAGGUGGAGAUGAGUGGCCAUCGGCUGGGGGAAGGUGUUCAGAAUGGCUGUCUCCCCAGUUGACUUUUUCCUCCUAGAGGCGGGGAUGAGUGGCUAUUGGCUGGGAGUAGAAAUCAAGGGAUGGGUUCAAAAUGGCUGACAAAGGGGGUUCAAAACGGCCCUGUUGACUUCCUCCGUUGGACCUGGGGAUGGAUUUGCACUGGAUAGGGAAGAAGUCACAAGGUUAGAGACACUAAUGGCCAUCACAUGGGUUCAAAAUGGCCAUUGAGUUGGGUUCAAGAUGGCCGUUGGCCCAGCUUACUUCUUCGGUUGAGCCUGGUGAUGAAUACAAUUGGCUGGGGAAGAAGUCUGGCUUAGUCCUGGGACGUUGAGGUGGGUUCAGAAUGGCUGAUGGUCCCAUCACUUCCUGAAAUCGGCCGGUUGGCUUAGCCCAGGGCUGCCAAGGUGGAUACAAAAUGGCCACCAAGAGGGGCUCAAAAUGGCUAACAGCCCGAUCAGCUUCCUGCAGAGACGAAUGGAGGGAGGAGCCAGUGGAUGUUGGAUUUCCGAGUGGCUUCCCCCACUGCCGCUGGCACUGGAUCAGCCAGGCCUGGACGCAAGAUGGCGACCGCAGAACCAAGAUGGCAGCUGAUGCUAGAGCCCGCCUGCUGGCGUUGCAGGCCCAGUAAAAAUGGCAGCUCUCAGCUUUCCUGUGCAGCCUGACCAUGGGGCUCAUGGAGGGCAGUGGACAUAUGCGUGAAUCCCCCCAAUGGCAGCACCCUCCCACACACCACCAAUGGGGGGGCUGGGUCUGCUGCCCUCUGCCCCACCCCCACCCCCUGCUGGGGUGGGACUGUUAGGGGCCCCACAGAUCUGUGGGGCUCGGAGCUAACAGCCCAUUGGGAUGCUAAGGGCAGUUUCCUCCUCUCAGAGCGUGGAACCUCAGGCAUGCCCCAGGGCAGUGGCCUGGUUGGCUUGGGAGGGACUAGGGCACAGGACCUCCCCCCUCCAAGGGACACCAGCUCUAAUUCCCCACUGCAAGACCACGGCGGCAAGAUGUUGAUGUUCUAGCCGGGCCCUGGCCACAGUCUCUGGCAGUAACUGAGCUGGGCCAAAUCCAUUCAGCUGGGGGCUGGGUUUUUCCUACCAUUAAAAACACCCUGGUUCCCGGCCAUCCCCAGGCACUGGGUUCCCCCACAGGGGGGAGGGGAGUUCUCAGGGUGACCCCCCCACACCUGUCAAUCUCCUGUCGCAAUGGCGCAGACUUAAAUAAUUUAUAUUUAAUAAAACACAUGGAAAGAGUCAGUGAGACUUUUAUUAGGGAACCAGCCUGAUGGGGUGGAGCCUGGCAAAGACUGCCUGGGUCCGCCCCCUGGAUCCAAGCGACACCUGCCCCCUCCCUGCCCCCCGAAUCCGACCCAUCCAGCCCGGUACCCACCCCCUCCCUGCCCCCCGAAUCUGACCCAUCCAGCCCGGUACCCACCCCCUCCCUGCCCCCCGAAUCUGACCCAUCCAGUCUGGUACCACCUGAUCCCCAGAGGCAACCCAUCCAGCCUGGUACCUGCCCCCAGGAGCCAACAUGUCCAGCCCAGAAACCACCCCCUGGACCUGACCCAUCCAACCUGGAAUCUGCCCCCUGGAGCUGACCCAUCCAGCCCAGUGCCUGCUCCCCUCUCUGCCCCAUUCAGUCUGGUACCCGUCACUUCCUGCCCCCCAGAGCCGACUCAUGCAGACCAAUACCCACCCCAUUCCUGCUCCCCAGAGCCGACCCAUCCAGCCUGGUAACACCUGCCCCUCAGAGCCAACCUAUCCAGCCUUGUACCCACCCCUCCUGGCCCCUCAGAAGUGACCCAUCCAGCUCGGUACCUGCCCCCUCCCUGCUACCCCAGAGUCAACCCAUUUAGUCCAGAACCCGCAUACUCCCUGCCCCCCGGAACUGACCAAUCCAGCCUGAUACCUGCCUCCUCCCUGCCUCCCCAAGGAUGACCCACUUAGUCCAGUACCCGCCCCCUCUCUACCCCGCAGAGCCAAUACAUCCAGCCUGGAACCCGCCCCCUUCCCAUCCCACAGACCCGACCCAUCCAGCCUGGUAUCUGCCCCUCCCAGCCCCCCUGAGAGCUGACCCAUCCAGCCCGGAACCCGUCCCCUUCAUGCCCACCGGACCUGACGCAUCUAGCCUGGUACCCACCACCUCCUUGCCCCCUGGAACCAACCCAUCCAGCCUGGUACCCACCCU
Molecule: messenger RNA, 4793 nt
Organism: Mauremys mutica (yellowpond turtle)
Lineage: Eukaryota; Metazoa; Chordata; Testudines; Geoemydidae
Gene: KIRREL2
Product: kirre like nephrin family adhesion molecule 2
Exons: 16
Coding region: 243-2441 (732 amino acids)
Biological process (GO): cell-cell adhesion
Cellular component (GO): cell-cell junction
Molecular function (GO): cell adhesion molecule binding
Source: RefSeq, a predicted model, not a curated record